UACAAGCCAGGGAGUCCAAAGUCCAUUAAUUUAAGUCCUUUCAGAGUUCAGAUAAAAUGUAUUUCUUUUAAAAUAUUGAAAGUCUUUACAGCUUUGUGUUGUAACAUUGGUGUCUGUCUGCAGAUACUGUGGUGGCAUCAGGAGCUAUCCAGCGGUUGCCAUGGUAACAGUAAACAGGUAGUAGAGCUCACCGUGCGUUCCUCCAGUGAAACUCAACGGCACCGGAGUUAACACACCUGAGGACUUCAGCAGCAGUUUGUGUGACCAAACCAUGAAACAGAGCCGAAGAAAAGGUUCCCCUGAAGAAUGAGAGCUGAUGUUAGUAUGGAGGUGAAACAGUCUGUCCAGCUGGGUCAGGAGGCUACUGAUAGACGCUGCACACCACGCCCACACACUGGGAAGACACGAGGUCGGUCCAGAGGUCAGAAGGUCACAGCUGUGGUCCAGCAAUGCAACCAAGAUGAAAGCAAAAGCUUGCAAAGAAAUUUGUUAGCUAUACCUGCUGAGGGCAAAGUUCGCCGCAGUUUUGUCAGUUUACCUGCUCUUAACCCAGAGAGACUGAAGACAGCCAAAGCCCUUGCGGACAAAGCCGUCAGGAUGCACAAGGUGUUCACUGUCCAGGGCCCUUACCCUGUCAUCAGGGCAGCGUUGAGGGCCAGAGGCUGGGUGGAGCAGCGUGUGCACCGCCCGAACCACCACGUUUACCAGCGCCACUGCGAUGAGGGCAGAGCCAGCUCUAAUGAUGAAGAUGACGAGAACUCUGACCAUGUGGAAGAAGAGCAGGAUCCAGAUGGACUAUAUGGUAUCAUGUCUCGCCUGGUGCGGAACAAAAUGGUUUAUUUCUAUUGGACAAACCGCAGAGACGCCAUCUACACCAACAGCUUGCAAAAAGAACAGAUUACCAAUCAUUUUGCAAAAGCAGGCAGCUUCACCACCAAGGUUGGGUUGUGUGUGAACUUGAGGAACCUGCACUGGUUUGACUCAGCUGACCCCGACACCUUCUUCCCUCGCUGUUAUAGACUCGGAGCUUUGGAUGAGAAGCAUGCUUUCAUUGAGGACUACAGGAGGACAGCCUGCACCAGUUUUUUGAAGUACAUUGUGGAGAGGGAGCAGGGAACAAGCCACAACAUUCAAGCUGCGAGGAAACAAAGCAAACAGCGAUCUAGACCGAUGAACCUUUCACUAAUGAUUUCCAGCGCACUCAAAGUAUGCCAUGAGUUUCUAGAGAGUCUGGAGCACAGGGACAUAGACAUAAACAUGGAGACACCACAGACACUAACCAAGGAGGAGUGGGCAGAGUUUAUCAACAGUUACUACCUUGUUGUUCACGGAGGAGCAUUGAUCGAGGACAGCGAUCGUUUUGUGUCCUGCUGCAAAGCCAUGCUACAGAGGCUCGCGACGGUCAGUCCACAGCUGGACAUAGAUGGCAUACACAACAUCUGGAUCAUCAAACCUGGAGCUAUGUCCAGGGGCAGAGGUAUCAAAUGCGCCAGGCAUCUGGAUCAGAUCCUCCAGCUGGUGGACGUUGAUCCAAUCCUGAUCAGGGAAAGCAAGUGGGUGGUGCAGAAGUACCUGGAGUGCCCCUUGCUGGUCCACGGCACCAAAUUUGACGUGCGGCAGUGGUUCCUGGUCACCGACUGGAACCCUCUGACUGUGUGGUUCUAUAAAAAGUGCUACUUACGUUUCUCUACGCAGCCUUACUCGCUAGACACAAUGGACAGCUCAGUCCACCUGUGCAAUAACUCCAUCCAGAGGCACUUGACACCCUCCCGACAACGCCACUGCGGCAUCCCAGCAGACAACAUGUGGUCGGAUGACCAGUUCAGGACCUUUCUGUCCAGUCAGGGCCGAGAGGCUCAGUGGCAGACGGUGGUAGUCCCCGGGAUGGAGAAGGCUGUGAUCCACGCGUUACAGGCAACUCAGGAUCUGAUGGAGUCACGCAAAAACACCUUUGAGCUCUACGGUGCUGACUUCAUGUUAGGUCAUGACCUGCGUCCAUGGCUGAUAGAACUCAAUGCCAGUCCCACUAUGGCUCGCUCCACCCCUGUGACAGCCCGCCUCUGUACUGCUGUGCAGGAAGACACUCUACGAGUCGUCCUGGACCUGAGAGCAGACCGCACUGCAAGCACUGGAGACUUUCAGCUCAUAUAUAGGCAGGCAGCAGUAGACGUGCCACAGUAUGUGGGAGUCAACCUGCUUGUUGAGGGCUCCAAGAUCAGGUCUCCCUACCGACUUCCUCCACUGAGGGCCUCCACCUGUUCAGCACUAAAGCGCCGCAGCCCCAUCAAGGAGAAGAAACCCGCAGCAGAAAAAGUAAUGCCUCUGCCGAGGUGGUUGAAGAGUUCAGAGACUCGGCUCAGAAACAUCAACAGUGUGCUUCCACCACCUCCUCUUUUUCCUCUUCCUCAUCCUCCUGUACCUGCCCCCAUCGAAACCUUCUCACUUCCCCUGCCAAUGACGGUGAAGUCCACCCACCUGCCCAUUAGUGCCAAGUCCCACUCUGUACGUUGGUGUAAGAGGAGACCAAAAGUCCGCUCAUAGGGAGUCCAUCUCUGUACGAUAGAGAAGGACAAAGGUCCGUCUUUGUCUUUGGAGAUUACUGCUCCAAAACAGUCUAGACAAUCAGCCACCAGCACCUUGAGUGCCUAAAAAAAAUUUUAAAAGAUGAUUUGCUGACCAAAUCAUUUACCUUCAGCUUGAACUUAGUGAAAUCAGAAUUUAAUAAAUUGUCAUCUCUUGUUUUUCACUCACUAA
Messenger RNA from Sebastes umbrosus (honeycomb rockfish), 2754 nucleotides. Its product is annotated as tubulin monoglycylase TTLL3-like. Bases 307 to 2541 code for a protein of 744 amino acids. The transcript has 14 exons. NCBI's taxonomy places the organism in Eukaryota, Metazoa, Chordata, Actinopteri, Perciformes, Sebastidae. Gene Ontology annotation, molecular function: protein-glycine ligase activity, initiating. Gene Ontology annotation, cellular component: cilium. The record is from RefSeq and is a predicted model, not a curated record. Gene Ontology annotation, biological process: cilium assembly; protein polyglycylation; cilium movement.